GUCUUACAUCAGCCCAGCGAGCCCUGGUGAAGGCGACUGAGAGCCAGCGAGCGAGAGAGAGAGAGAGAGAGAGAGAGAGAGAGAAGGGCUCGGAUUGUAGCGUCCAGCCGUCUUGACUCUCACUGGAAUAAUCUAAAACCAUCUCUGAACAAAUGGUCUGAAAGGAUAAGACGUCUCAGAAAUUGGAAGUCUCUGUGUUUGGGAUGAAGCUGUGGGACGUUCACUUCCUCCUGCUCAUCCUCCUCUACCUGUUAGGAGCCGUCACAUCACAGGUCAACCCAGGUGUGUGUCGGUAUCCUCUGGGCAUGUCAGGAGGGCAGAUACAGGACGAGGACAUCUCUGCCUCCAGCCAGUGGUCCGAAUCCACCGCUGCUAGAUAUGGCAGGCUGGACUUUGAGGAGGGCGAUGGCGCGUGGUGUCCAGAGAUAACAGUGGAGCCAGACAGCCUGAAGGAGUUUCUCCAGAUUGACCUGCGCUCGCUCCACUUCAUCACCCUUGUAGGCACCCAGGGUCGCCACGCGGGAGGCAUCGGUAAUGAGUUCGCCCAGAUGUACAAGAUUAAGUACAGUCGCGAUGGAAGCCGCUGGAUCUCGUGGAGAAACAGGCAGGGCAAGCAGGUGAUUGAAGGAAACAGGAACGCCUAUGACAUUGUACUGAAGGACCUCGAGCCGCCCAUCAUCGCUCGCUUCGUCCGCUUCAUGCCCGUCACAGACCACUCCAUGAACGUCUGCAUGAGAGUGGAGCUCUACGGCUGUGAAUGGCUCGAUGGUCUCGUGUCGUACAACGCUCCAGCAGGAGAACAGAUGAACUUGCCUUCUUACCCUGCGUAUCUCAACGACUCUGUCUACGACGGAGCUGUCAUCCACAGUAUGACGGAGGGUUUGGGCCAGCUGACGGAUGGAGUGUGUGGCCUGGAUGAUUUUACACACAGUCACGUCUAUAAUGUGUGGCCUGGGUACGAUUAUGUGGGCUGGACUAACGAGAGCUUCCCCAGUGGAUACGUUGAAAUCAUGUUUGAGUUUGACCGCAUACGUAACUUCACCACCAUGAAGGUCCACUGCAACAACAUGUACUCACGGCGUGUCAAGGCCUUCCGCCAGGUGGUGUGUUACUUCCGCUCUGAGGCAGACUGGGAGGCCACGCCGCUCACCUUCAGCCCCGUGGAGGACGAGAAGAAUCCCAGCGCCCGUUUCGUCACCGUCAACCUGGCCAAUCACAUGGCCAGUGCCAUCAAGUGCCAGUUCUACUUUGCUGAUGCCUGGAUGUUGUUCAGCGAGAUCACCUUCCAGUCAGAUACAGCCAUGUACAACACAACACUGGCUCCACCCAAGACAGGAAUACCACCCAACAUACAACCAGAGGACGACCCCACCCACAAAGUCGAUGACAGCAACACCCGGAUUCUGAUUGGCUGUUUGGUGGCCAUCAUCUUCAUCCUGGUGGUCAUCAUCGUCAUCAUCUUGUGGAGGCAGGUGUGGCAGAAGAUGUUGGAGAAGAGCGAGACGUUCGCCUACAACCACAACCAGUCGAGCACAGCCAGCGAGCAGGAGUCUAAUUCCACCUACGAGCGCAUCUUUCCCCUCGGCCCAGACUAUCAGGAGCCGUCGCGCAUCAUAUGCAAGCUGCCGGAGUUCGCUCAGAGCUCAGAGGAGCCUGCUUCUACGAGCACCGCAGCCUCCAAAUCCACCACCACUACCGCAGUCCAGGAUGGCGCUCCACACUACGCAGAGGCAGACAUUGUAAACCUGCAAGGCGUGACCGGAGGCAACACGUACGCCAUCCCUGCACUGACCAUGGACCUGCUGUCGGGGAAGGAUGUGGCAGUGGAGGAGUUCCCACGAAAGCUGCUCACGUUCAAAGAGAAGCUGGGAGAGGGACAGUUUGGAGAGGUGCACCUGUGUGAAGCAGAGGGAAUGCAGGAGUUCAUGAAUAAAGAGUUUCUAUUCGACAUCUCCGAGGACCAGCCAGUUUUAGUGGCUGUGAAGAUGCUUCGUUCAGACGCCAACAAAAAUGCAAGGAACGACUUCCUGAAAGAGAUAAAGAUCAUGUCACGUUUGAAGGACCCCAACAUCAUUCGCCUGCUGGCUGUGUGCAUCUACAGCGACCCGCUCUGUAUGAUCACAGAGUACAUGGAGAACGGAGAUCUCAACCAGUUUCUGUCCCGCCACGAGCCUGAGGGACAACUCGCUCUGCUCAGCAACGCACCUACUGUCAGCUUCAAUAAUCUGAUCUACAUGGCGGCUCAGAUAGCGUCGGGGAUGAAGUACCUCUCCUCUCUAAACUUUGUUCAUCGAGACUUGGCCACGCGGAAUUGCCUGGUGGGCAAAAACUACACGAUAAAGAUAGCUGACUUUGGCAUGAGCAGAAACCUGUACAGUGGUGACUACUACCGCAUCCAGGGCCGAGCGGUACUGCCGAUACGCUGGAUGUCAUGGGAGAGCAUCCUGCUGGGUAAGUUCACCACAGCUAGUGAUGUGUGGGCGUUUGGGGUGACCCUGUGGGAGAUACUAAACUUCUGCAAGGAGCAGCCCUACUCUCAGCUCACUGAUGAGCAGGUGAUAGAAAACACGGGGGAGUUUUUCAGGGACCAGAAAAGACAGAUCUACCUGCCUCAGCCGGUGCUGUGUCCAGACUCGCUCUACAAGAUCAUGCUGGGCUGCUGGAGGAGGAACACAAAGGAACGGCCCUCCUUCCAGGAAAUACACCGAGCCCUCGUGGAAAUGCAGCCUUAAGCCGGGGCCGAUGUUUAGGACAGUGAUUCCUAGACUGCUCAUCUCUGGAGGAGACGGUGCAAAGCAAGAGGAGACCAUGAUUCAGACACAAUCCAGGUUUAAGCUAUCUUGUUUCAGUCGAGAAACGAGGCGAGAGCCACUUGUGGGCUCCAAGCUGCGAUUUGGGAAACGCUGUUUGAUGGACUUCCUCUCUACACAGAUGGACAACCAGAGACUUUUAGUGUGUCAGUUUAAUUGGCACAAUCAUGUUGGCUAAGAUGUUUUAUAGACAUACAGGUAUUGUUAGAAAAAUGUAUUAUGUUUUAUAAUUCACCAACCCUGAAACACACACCGAAUUGUGAUUAAGGUUUGGUUGUGACGUGUUGGUGAAGCCAAAGUUAAAUGUAGCAAGUGACAUUCGGCACUUUUGAAAAUGUAUUUUAAUUUCCUUUUUAAUAUGAGUUCAGAUCUCCCAUGUUACGGUGUUUGAUAGCAACAUUGUCGAAGAGCUUUCUCGUGUUUUCUUUUGGAAGACUGCUUGAAUGUAGAGGGGGAAGUGCAGCCAACCAUCACUGUUACUUUAUAUUCCAAGUAUUUCAUCUCAGUUUCUCAGACAGACUCCACACCUUUAGAAAUAACAAGGAAAUAUCCAGCCACUCCGUCAUCUCAUCUCCCUGCAGUUUUCCUUCUGUGAUUUGAACAUGAAGUGUAUAUGACUGUGUAUUUUCAACAGAUACGUCUAAAUCUCAAAUAGCAAUAUUUUGUAUUAAUAUUUAUAUGUUCAUAUGUGUUUGUUUUGUUGAUAUAUUUGUGGGUUAAUAUUCUCUUUAAGUUGUUUGUAUCAUGUUUGAUGUGAUUCAGUAACUUUCCAGCUCACGUUUCGAUCUAAACACCAAACAAACUGCUA
Molecule: messenger RNA, 3618 nt
Organism: Epinephelus lanceolatus (giant grouper)
Lineage: Eukaryota; Metazoa; Chordata; Actinopteri; Perciformes; Serranidae
Gene: ddr2a
Product: discoidin domain receptor tyrosine kinase 2a
Biological process (GO): positive regulation of neuron projection development; positive regulation of kinase activity; positive regulation of phosphatidylinositol 3-kinase/protein kinase B signal transduction
Cellular component (GO): signaling receptor complex; plasma membrane
Molecular function (GO): protein tyrosine kinase collagen receptor activity; collagen binding; ATP binding
Source: RefSeq, a predicted model, not a curated record